AUGAGUCAAUUCGAUACCCUCUCUCAUCUUACUCGACCGACCAUCGAGAAGCUCCCGGAAUUCAAGCAGCAGCCGCCCACGAACGACACUCGCUACGUCGUCAGGUGCAAGUCGACCUUAUGUGUCGAAGGAAAGGGUCCCGAUGUAGUGGCAGAGACCUGGUUCAAAUCGCCGCCUCUUCAUGGCCAGACUAUCCGCAUGAUCCGCGGCGUCAAGCUGUAUGCCGAGUCCCAUGACCAGGGCUACGUCAGUGACCUCACCGAGGGCAACUGGACGUGGUUACAGCUGGCCAUUUUUGCCUGCGAGACGGAUACGACGCCCAAGAAGGACAGCCAAGGGCAGGAGCUGGUCAUGACGAGCCACUCGAACAAGGUUAACUCGCGCAAUUUUGAGUGGAUGGAGGGUAGCGCGGUGAAUAUGCGGCGCAUCUUUCUCAAGGCACUCGAGCCCGGUAACGUCAUCGCCGUCCGGCUCUGCGCCCGCUUCCGCGGCUGGAAGAUUUUUGCGACCAACGGACAUCUCGUAAUUGACAUUGGCGAGGACAACCAGGCGUAUCCAAUCACGCCCAUCAAGAUUGACACUAACCUGCCAGUCCCUGUUCGUCGUAACGUUAAGACCUGGUACGACGAGUCCAAGACAAACCACAAGACCGGAGUCGAGGUGUCGCUCUUCAUCCGCGCGCUGGGGCUGUUCCAGAAGCUGCCGCCGGAAAACCAGCUCUCGUACUACCGCAUCGCCGCCAUCCACGGCUACCCGUACAACGUGCCGUGGAACCUGAAUAAGCCGGUGAUUCCACUUGACGAACCGAGCCUGGACCAGCAGCAAAAGGACGGCGACGGCGGCUGGUACUGCCAGCACAACAACGACCUGUUUCCGACCUGGCACCGCGUGUACAUGAUGCUGUAUGAGAAACGUAUCCAAGAGAUCAUGAUGGGCGAGGCCGACGAACUUGACGAUGGCAAGGGCGAGUGGACGGCGGCCGCGAUGCGCUGGCGCCUGCCGUACUGGGACUGGGCGGUCGACACGGACCUGCCAGAGAUCGCCUGCACCAAGAAGAUCCGCGUCAUCAAGUCCUGGGACGGCCGUGGCCAGCCGCAGAUGGAGGAGGUGGACAACCCCAUGUACCGCUUCCAGAUGCCCGGCAACAAGCCCAUGGGCGACUCCUCGUAUGGCAACUACCGGAUCAACAAUAAGGAAGACAUGCCGUGGGAGCAAUGCAUCGGCACCAGCCGCCACGGCAUCAGCCUCCGGGACGCAGAGCGGAAAUGGGUCCAGGGCGAGACCAACGUGUUCGAGGUCAACAAGGCACUGCAGGAGAAGCGCCUGCAGAACCGCACGCUCAGAGACUCGGUGUAUCGCCUGCUGACCGAGGAGUACAGCACCAAGUACGUGCGCUUCGCAUCGACCAAGUACGACAGGGUCGAGAACCAGGCCGCGGGCGAGAAGGCGCGCGAGUAUCUGAGCCUGGAGCAGAUUCACAACGCUAUCCACGGUGCCGUCGGCGGCGAGGACGACCGCACCGGCGCCGGCCACAUGUCCUCGGUGGCCGUGGCCGCCUUCGACCCGGCCUUCUGGCUGCACCACUGCAACAUCGACCGGCUGCUGCACCUGUGGCAGAGCUCCAACCCGGGCAACUGGUUCCGCCAGCAUCCGGGGCAGAAGCCGGUUGAGCAGCCGCGUCCGGACCACGACACGAUCAAGGAGCAGAGGCCGGCGCCGGCGGACCUCAGCCCGCAGGAUCCGCUGCGGCCCUUCCACGUGUCCAUGGACCAGGACGACUUUUACAACUCGAACCAGGUGCGCAACGUCGAGGCGCUCAAUUAUACCUACGACUACGUGGAUGAAAUCACCGACGAGUUUGGCGACGUGAUCCCGGCCAAGAGCAACGCGUACAUCAACCGACGCUACGGGCCCGAGAAGGAGGCCUUCAAGACGCUGAAGCCGCAGUAUGACCCUGUCAUCAAUGUCAUCUACGAUCGAUACGCGUUCAACGGCCGCGCCUACUCCUUCCUCUUCUUCCUCGGCAACCUCGACAAGACGGUGCCGUACAAGAGGCAGACGUCGCUGAUCGGCAGCAUCUUCACCUUCAGCACCACAAUGGAGGGCAGCGAUGUGACGUGCCGCAGCUGCUACGUGCAGCAGAAGGCGCACGUGCUGUCGCGUGCCCAGAUCCCGCUGACCGCCGUGGUGCCGUCGGACGACCGGCCGAGCCGCCUGGAAUGCCGCGACUUCCUGGAGAAGAACCUCCGCUGGACGGCGGUUUACGAGAACGGGCGCGCGGUGGAGCGUGAUGGGCUGAAGGACGUCAAGAUCACGCUGUCCAUCGGGGUCAACGAGCUUGUCAAGAUUCCGGCCCCAGAGAUCUUGGAGACGGGGAAGAAGGCCUUGGACCCAUUGAAAACAUUGGUCGAACCAUUGGUUAAACUUCCGGAGAGUAUCUUCCAUUCACGCUUCUCGUUCAGUGGCUAUAAGGACUUGGACUUUAACUGGGAAAAGGCGUACUUCCAGUUUUGA
Messenger RNA from Cordyceps fumosorosea ARSEF 2679, 2514 nucleotides. RefSeq names its product Di-copper centre-containing. The record is from RefSeq and is a predicted model, not a curated record. The transcript is spliced from 8 exons. The coding region runs from base 1 to 2514 and encodes 837 amino acids. Gene Ontology annotation, molecular function: oxidoreductase activity. Lineage: Eukaryota; Fungi; Ascomycota; Sordariomycetes; Hypocreales; Cordycipitaceae.